AUGGACUCUCUCGCCAGACGUGUGGCUGACAUCUUUGAUGAAGAGUCAGAAAACGAUCAGACGUUUCAUGGAUUCUCCGACAGUGAGAUAAGUGAUCUUUUGGACAUCAAGACGUCCGACAGUGGCGAUGGCGUCUCUGUGACCAGGACCCCUGCCCCUCCUCGCUUCCAACUGAGGGUCAGCCUGCGCUCCCAACCAGCUGCUCUCCCCUCCAGUGAGGAGGAUGAGAGGAAAGUUGAAGAGAAGAAAGUUAAGAAGGAGAGGAACGUUAAGAAGAAAGAGGGGAACAUUAAGGAGGAAAAGAAAGAUAGGAAAGUUAAGGAGGAAAUGGAGGACGUGAAGUUGGUGAUGACGGCAGCUUUUGGUUCUGGGUCUGAUUCUGAGGUGGAGGAACCCAAGUCGUUCCUUGACAAACGGGCUCAGAACAUCAAAGCCAACAAAGCCAUGUUGGCCAGGCUGAUGGCUGACCUGCAGCAGAUGCCUGGAGGCGAACGUCUGCUGAAGAAUCAGGGAGCCAAGCGACUCAAAGAGAAGACUUCUCGGCCCCCCUGGUCGGGCCAGGCUGGAGGAGGCUCCAGGAGGAACCCUGAGAGGAUGUCCAGGAGGAGGACCCGCUCCAUGGGGCCGGACGACGACGCUGCUGCCCCUCCAGAGCUGGAGCUCAGCUUGGAGGACGAGCUGCUGGAGGUCCGAGGAGCAUCUCGUCGCCGUGGCAACCCGCGGCCGUACCAGGGCAAGGCCCACGUGGGGCGGCCGGUGGAGGAGGUGACGGAGGAGGAGCUGGAGCUGGUGGCCGACAGUUUGACGGAGAAGGUUUACAGCAGCUCCACGGGCACCACUUGUCACCAGUGUCGUCAGAAAACGGUGGACACCAAGACGAGCUGCCGCAGUGAGACGUGUCGAGGGCUCCAGGGUCAGUUCUGCGGCCCCUGCCUGAGGAACCGCUACGGGGAGAACGUCAAAACGGCUCUGCUGGACCCGAUGUGGACCUGCCCUCCGUGUCGAGGGAUCUGUAACUGCAGCUUCUGUCGUCUUAGAGACGGACGCUGUCCCACCGGCAUCCUGCUCCCCCUGGCCCAGUACCACGGCUUCUCUGACGUCCACUCCUACCUCAGCAGUCUUCGUGACAAGCUGAAGACUGUGGAGGAAGAGGAGAGUGUGUGA
Molecule: messenger RNA, 1164 nt
Organism: Hypomesus transpacificus
Lineage: Eukaryota; Metazoa; Chordata; Actinopteri; Osmeriformes; Osmeridae
Product: cell division cycle-associated protein 7-like
Exons: 8
Coding region: 1-1164 (387 amino acids)
Biological process (GO): regulation of DNA-templated transcription
Cellular component (GO): nucleus
Source: RefSeq, a predicted model, not a curated record